GAAGUCAGGAAAGUCAUGAUCAAAGUCUAUCAACCAAUGACAUUCGUCCAAACAGAUAAACCAAUCUACCUCCCUGGACAAACAGUACAUUUCAGAGUCAUUACCCUGGACACCAUGUUUAGACCUGCCAAUCAGCUGUACAAUGUUAUUGAAAUUGAGGAUGCUAGAAGCAACCGGAUUGGACAAUGGCUUAACACCAUGUCCAAUGGUAAAAUAUUGCAGCUGUCUUACUCCUUGAACCCAGAGGCACGUGAGGGAAUUUACAAUGUCGUUGUGUGGAUUGAUGGACAAAAAAUAAAUCACCAAUUCAAGGUGGAGAAAUAUGUUUUGCCAAAAUUUGAUGUAACAGUUCAUGCAUCAGAUGAAAUAAGCAUUGGAGAGGGGGAAAUCAAAGCUGAAGUCUGUGCAAUAUAUACUUAUGGACAGCCUGUGCCAGGCAGUGUUAAAUUUGAGCUGUGCCGACCUCUGGUGCUUCAUCGAUGGAUCACCAUUAUUGAGCCAGAGGGACUCUCGAGCACGAUGCCCCCGUGCUACAGGGAGACAAAGCAGACAGGAAAGAAUGGCUGUGCCACAUUUAUGAUUGAGAUGUCCACUUUUACUAAACUUGGCAAACAGCCACUGCUGGAUAAACUGUAUCUCAAAGCCAUGGUGGAAGAGCAGGGGACAGGUACUUCACACUCACAAGGGAAAACAAUGAAGAUUUCUUAUGUUGUUGGAAAGCUGUCCUUUAUUGACACACCCAAGAUUUAUGAGAAAGGAUCAAAUGUGGAGGGAAAAGUUAAAGCAGUUUACUUCAAUAACACACCUAUUCCUGACACACUGGUCUUCUUGUUCAAGAGUGAAAGUUGGUCAGGACGCACAGGACCUCUACUACAGAACCUCACUACUGACAGCAAUGGUAUCGCCACUUUCUCAUUAAGCACAACUAACUACGACAAAGACAUCAAGCUAACAGCUAGCCUGACACAACGCCCGGAGCAAACAUACCGAAGUCCACACUAUAAGAGAGCAGAACACACUCUGUCCUUGGUCCGGCCGUCUUCUCCUCAUUCUAAAACGGUCAGCUUUCUAGAGGUGAAGAAGAAGGAGAAACCACUUCCCUGUGAAAGAGAAGAGCCCAUCUCCAUCCAAUACACUAUAGUAGGAGAGACCCAGGGCUCUGUGGAUGUGAUGUGUUUGAUCUUAUCCAGAGGAACCAUCAUCAAGCAAGAACUUCAGAAGGUCACAGUGCAAAAGGAACCUGUGACUGAGGGGGAAGUGUCCUUUCAGUUGAAAGUGUCUCCAGAGAUGGCACCAGAGGUCCAGGUUUUUGCUUAUGCUGUCCUCCCCAGUGAGACUAUAAUAGCCCACAGUGCAGACUUCUCCACAGAGAAAUGCUUAAGUCACAAGGUGUUGUUGGAGUUUUCUCCGUCCUCAGCUGUUCCAGGAGAAGAAAGCAUCCUGAAGUUGACGGCCCAUCCAGACUCUCUGUGUGGCGUGAGCGCUGUCGACCAGAGCGUCCUCAUUAAGGAGCCAGGGAAGACUCUGAAUGUAGACAAGAUAUUUGACUUGUUGCCUGAUAAAAAAGCAUCCGGUAUUCCACAUGACGUUGAAGAUCCUGUAGCGUGUAUAAAUGUGAGACAAAGAAGAUAUGUUUUGCCGUACCCUGGACAUGGUGAAAAAGAUGACGCUUACACAGUUUUCCAGAAAAUGGGCCUGAAGAUGGCAACAAAUCUGUUCAUCAGGAUGCCAUCAUGUGUGAACUUUAAGGGAACAGAAUACUACAGUCAUCAUUUCCCUCGAUCAACAGUAGAGAAAAGUCAUGUGACAUAUGCUGGUCGCGCAAUGGACUAUGGAGAUGCAGGUCCACCUCCACCAAUACAGACGGUCCGCUCUUUCUUCCCUGAGACUUGGAUAUGGGACCUGGUGGAAGUUGGAGAGUCUGGAAUGAAAGAUGUGUCCCUCACUGUCCCAGACACCAUCACCACCUGGGAGACGGAGGCUUUCUGUUUGUCCCCUCAGGGUUUUGGCUUGGCUCCUCGUAAAGAGCUCACCGUCUUCCAGCCCUUCUUCCUUGAGCUCAGCCUGCCCUACUCCAUCAUCCGAGGGGAGCACUUUGAACUGAAGGCAACCACCUUCAACUACCUGUCCAGCUGUAUCAUGGUCACUGUGACUCCAGCACCCUCCUUAGAUUACACCCUCACCCCUCUCUCUGGUGACCAGUACACAUCCUGUCUGUGUGCCAAUGAACGCAAGACACUCAGCUGGACCAUGGCACCUUCAGUCUUAGGGGUCGUGAAUGUGUCAGUGAGUGCUGAGGCUGUGGCAUCCCACGGGUCAUGUGGCAAUGACAUUGUGACCGUGCCAGAGAGAGGUCGCGUUGAUGUGGUCACACAAUCUCUCAUAGUGAAGGCUGAGGGAACUGAGAUGACAAAGACUCACAACUGGCUGCUCUGCCCAAAAGGAGAGGCUUUGACAGAAGAAAUAGAACUACAACUCCCUGAGGAGGUGAUUGAUGGGUCUGCCCGUGCUUCACUAUCAGUUCUGGGUGACAUCCUGGGCCGGGCCCUGAAGAACCUGGAUGGACUGCUGAAGAUGCCGUAUGGAUGUGGGGAGCAGAACAUGGCUCUCCUGGCCCCCAAUAUCUACAUCCUCCAGUACCUGAAAAACACACAGCAGCUGACCCCAGCCAUCACGGAAAAAGCUACCAAGUUCCUGACUAGUGGCUACCAGAGGCAACUGAACUACAAACACCACAAUGGCGCUUACAGCACAUUUGGACAUGGAGAAGGGAACACUUGGUUGACUGCUUUUGUGCUGAGAUCCUUUGCCAAAGCAAAGUCUUUCAUCUACAUUGACCCAGCAAAGAUUGAAGAAUCAAGGAGUUGGCUGGAGAGACAACAGCUUCAAAAUGGCUGUUUCAAACAGUCAGGAAAACUCUUUAACAACAGAAUGAAGGGUGGUGUAUCUGAUAAAGUGACUCUCAGUGCUUACAUCACUGCUGCCUUCUUGGAGAUGAAUAUUUCAGUUGAUCAUCCUGUGGUGAAUAAGAGCUUGUCUUGCCUCAGGGAAUCCACCAGUGACCUCAGCAACACCUACACUACAGCUCUGCUGGCAUACGUCUUCACCCUGGCUGGAGACAUGGAGACCCGUGCUCAACUUCUGCAGCACCUAGACAAGGUUGCAUUACAAGAAGGAGAUUUCCUCCACUGGUCUCAGACAGCAACAGAAUCUUCAGCCUCUCUGUCUGUGGAGAUCAGCUCCUACGUGCUGCUGGCCAAACUCAGCACCUCCCUUUCUGCUGAAGACCUGGGCUACACCAGCCGCAUUGUCAGAUGGCUGACAGGCCAGCAAAACCAUUAUGGAGGCUUCUCCUCUACACAGGACACAGUGGUGGCUCUUCAGGCUCUGGCUCUCUACUCCACUGUGGUGUUCAGUCCAGAGGGUUCAAGCACAGUGACAGUCCAAUCACCCAGUGGCCAGCUGACAUUUGAUGUGAACCAGAGCAACAAACUGCUCUACCAGGAGAAGAUACUGCAGGACGAGGCAGGAAAGUACAGUCUGGAGGUGAAGGGAACUGCAUGUGCGUCAAUGCAGAUUUCUCUUCAUUAUAACAUCCCAACUCCUGCUGAUGUCACCACUCUCAGUGUCGAGGUCAAACCAGAGGCUGACUGCCAAUCUCUGAGACCUAAACUCACUCUGAAGCUUAAGUCCCUAUAUAGUGGGAAAGAGCCCACUACAAACAUGGUAAUCCUGGAUAUCAAAAUGCUCUCUGGAUUUGUCCCAGAUCCAGAAUCUUUGAAGAAGCUCAAAGGUGACCUGCUGGUGGAUCGUGUUGAAGAAAAGGAAGAUCAUGUUCUCGUGUACUUAAAGGAGUUACGGAAGGACAAACCCAUCAACCACAUAUUAGAGCUCGUACAGGAGCUCCCAGUGCAGAACCUGAAGCCAGCUGUGGUUAAGAUCUAUGACUACUACCAGCCAAGUGACCAGGCUGAGACAGAAUACAUCUACCCUUGUGCUGCAGCUUAAAGAGUGAAGUGUGGUCACCCAUCCCAAGCCCCAGACUCCUACUGAUCAAAUCAUUUUAAUAAAGCUACACUACAUGUAAUUUCA
Thunnus maccoyii (southern bluefin tuna) is the source of this 4092-nucleotide messenger RNA. RefSeq names its product alpha-2-macroglobulin-like. The record is from RefSeq and is a predicted model, not a curated record. The transcript has 34 exons. Gene Ontology annotation, molecular function: endopeptidase inhibitor activity. Bases 16 to 4008 code for a protein of 1330 amino acids. NCBI's taxonomy places the organism in Eukaryota, Metazoa, Chordata, Actinopteri, Scombriformes, Scombridae. Gene Ontology annotation, cellular component: extracellular region.